Gastrolobium bilobum is the source of this 1403-nucleotide messenger RNA. RefSeq names its product dihydrolipoyllysine-residue acetyltransferase component 5 of pyruvate dehydrogenase complex, chloroplastic-like. Gene Ontology annotation, biological process: pyruvate decarboxylation to acetyl-CoA. Lineage: Eukaryota; Viridiplantae; Streptophyta; Magnoliopsida; Fabales; Fabaceae. Gene Ontology annotation, cellular component: pyruvate dehydrogenase complex; chloroplast envelope; chloroplast thylakoid. Bases 213 to 1403 code for a protein of 396 amino acids. Gene Ontology annotation, molecular function: dihydrolipoyllysine-residue acetyltransferase activity. The record is from RefSeq and is a predicted model, not a curated record. The transcript is spliced from 3 exons.
UCGAAACCAAAUCAAUAUCAAACCAAGGCAACUUUAAGUUCACCGGUACGGUGGUUGGAACCUCCGCCAUCUUUCGAUGAGUCCGAGAAUACCAAAAAACAAUAAUAAUAAUGCAAACCUUUUAAUCAUCACUCUGCUUCCUUCCUCCAUCUUAAUCUCUUCGGAAAUUUCGCACUUCUCUCUCUCUCUCUCUCAUUCUUCUACAUUUCUCAAUGGCUCACCUUCUCCACACUUGCUUUAUUCCUUCCUCCACUCCUCUUCACCGGAAACCCACUCCGCCGCCAUCCUUCGAAAUCUCAGUCAACUGUUGUCGAAUUCAUUCGAAGAUCCGGGAGAUAUUCAUGCCGGCGCUGAGCUCCACCAUGACGGAGGGUAAGAUCGUCUCUUGGAUCAAGUCCGAGGGCGACAAGCUCGCCAAAGGCGACAGUGUCGUCGUCGUCGAGUCUGACAAGGCCGACAUGGACGUUGAGACCUUCUACGACGGUUACCUUGCCGCCAUCAUGGUCGACGAAGGCGGUGUCGCCGCCGUCGGCUCCCCCAUCGCCCUCCUCGCGGAGACGGAGGAUGAUAUCGCCCAGGCCCGGUCCAAAGCCCAGUCUUCUCCGUCUUCCUCACCUCCUGCAGCAGCCGCAUCGGCAACUGAGCCGGAACUGGAGCCUGUUGCAGGUGAUGUGGGCCUGCGGAAGGCUCCGACUCCGGCGACGAUUAUUGCGGGUUCAAGACACCCGGCUUCGGAGGGAGGGAAGAGGAUUGUGGCAUCGCCUUAUGCUAAGAAGCUGGCAAAGGAGUUGAAGGUGGAGUUGGGGAGCAUUGUGGGGAGUGGACCAAUUGGGAGGGUUGUGGCCAAGGAUGUUGAAGCUGCUGCUGCUGAUGUGAGUUCUGGAAAAGGUGUUAAUGAUGCUGCUGCCGUAACAGUGCAAGGGAAGAGUGUGGUGGUUGAAUUGGGGAGUGUGGUUCCUUUUAGUACAAUGCAGGGUGCUGUGAGUAGAAACAUGGUGGAGAGUUUGGCAGUGCCCACUUUCAGAGUUGGAUACACCAUCACCACUGAUGCACUUGAUGCUCUGUACAAGAAGAUCAAGUCGAAGGGAGUUACUAUGACGGCAUUGCUUGCCAAGGCUACAGCACUUGCACUGGUUAAACACCCAGUUAUAAAUUCUAGUUGUAGAGAUGGUAAGAGCUUUACAUAUAAUAGUAACAUAAACAUUGCAGUUGCUGUGGCUAUGGAUGGUGGACUACUUACACCGGUGCUUCAGGAUGCUGAUAAGGUUGAUAUCUAUUCAUUGUCAAGAAAGUGGAAGGAGUUGGUUGAGAAGGCCCGGAGCAAGCAGUUGCAACCUCAUGAAUACAACACAGGUACAGUAAUUGUUUGCAUAUGCUUAGAUUUAUGUGUUAAACAUGCUUGA